Messenger RNA from Cannabis sativa, 1615 nucleotides. Its product is annotated as protein JINGUBANG. The transcript has a single exon. The record is from RefSeq and is a predicted model, not a curated record. Gene Ontology annotation, molecular function: protein binding. The coding region runs from base 88 to 1425 and encodes 445 amino acids. NCBI's taxonomy places the organism in Eukaryota, Viridiplantae, Streptophyta, Magnoliopsida, Rosales, Cannabaceae.
ACUGUUCCUCUGUACCUUCUUCCUCUAACUCUACUCUCUCUCAGUUCUUUUGUCUUUUUCCUCUUUUCGAAAUUAAUUAAGCCGGCCAUGAAAGUUAGGUCCUGGUUCUCCACUUGCACCACCACUACGGCCACAAACGCCGCCGUGCCGGUUUCGCACACUUCCAAACACAUGGUCUCCGAUCAAAGCAGUGUCUCCGAUACGGCCACGUCAUCAUCAUCAUCAUCUUCGAGUCCCAGUAUCCAAAGCAACCUCUCUCUACAAACACUCCCUUCUGUUCCUUCACUCCAUUCACCAAUCUCCGCCGAAACCCCAACCGUCUCUUACGCCUGCGUCGCCACUCUCGAACCGCGUCUUCCUCAGCAGCCGAUCACCUGCAUCGCCGUCCACCAAAACCGUCUGUACGUAGCUUCAGUACACGAAAUCAAUGUCUACGAUCGGAACACGAAUUACUCUCAUCUCGAUUCGUUUAACGGUAAUGAUAGCUCCUCCGGUUCAAUUAAGGCCGUUAUUUUCACCGACGGGAAACUAUUUACGGCGCACCAGAACUGUAAAAUCCGAGUGUGGAGGAUGUCAACGAUGACUGAUGUUAAGACUAAAACAAACAAACCGUACAAGCUGUUGACUACACUUCCCACAAUUAACGACAGAUUACGGCGUUUCGCUCUCCCAAAGAACUACGUCAACGUCCGUCGUCACAAGAAACGACUCUGGAUUGAACACUCUGACGCCGUUACAGGCCUCGCCGUUAACAACGGAAUGAUCUAUUCUGUUUCUUGGGAUAGAAGUUUGAAGAUUUGGCGGACAUCCGAUCUCCGUUGCGUCGAGUCCGUUAAAGCACACGAUGACGCAAUUAACGCCGUUACCGUAUCGCCAGACGGAACUGUUUACACCGGGUCGGCCGAUCGACGGAUUCGGGUAUGGGCGAAACCCGAAGGAGAGAAGCGUCACGCGCUGGUAGCGAGUUUGGAAAAGCAUAAAUCGUCAGUUAACGCGCUGGCUCUAAACGACGACGGAUCGGUGUUGUUUUCGGGUUCUUGUGACCGUUCGAUUUUGGUUUGGGAGAGAGAAGACAGCGCGAAUCAUAUGGCGGUGAGUGGCGCGCUUAGGGGACACGAAAGAGCUAUUCUGUGUUUAUUCAACGUCUCUGAUUUGUUGCUGAGUGGGUCCGCAGAUCGGACGGUGAGGAUCUGGCGACGUGGAGAUGAAGGAAGGUAUUGUUGUUUGGGUGUUUUGGGAGGUCAUUCAAAACCGGUGAAAUCUUUGGUUGCUGUAAUGGAAGAAAAGGAUUCAAACGGUGUCGUUUUGAAUGUUUUUAGUGGAAGCUUAGAUGGGCAGGCUAAGGUGUGGCAGGUUCUAGUUUCAAGACCCAGUAACAUCACUAGUACUGCUAAUACCACUCUCCAAUCUCUUAAAAUUAAUUAAUUUUGUCGUAAAUUAAGAAAUGUAUUUUAUAUACAAUUCAUACAAAAACACUCGUACGUCACCAAUUAAUUUGUGCAUGGUUUUUUAUAUGCAACCAAAAAUAUGUAGUUCUUCAUUUUUUUCAAUUAUUUUGACAAUGUAAUUUUUUUUUUUCAAAUUGAGUCAACAACAUAAUUAUGAUCCGCAGUCG